UGCUGUCCAUGGAUGUUUUCAUUGAAUAUUAUGAAACUAUGUAAUGUCUCACUUGUGCGCAGUGGGAGAAGACUCUUUCCAUUUUGCUGCCAUGUACAGGUGACUGCCGCUGACCGUAAGUUAAAGUUAAGACAAGAAUUUGUACAACGUAGGUAAAUAUUCUUGUUACAAGUUCGGUGCAGCAUUAAUCCAGGUUCACUCUCGCUUUGAAGGUGAAACGGUACCGUAUAUUAAUGUUUAAGAUGAAUAUCACAUAUUACUGCGAGUUUGGAGUCACCCGUAGCUGUUAAUUUGGCAAAACGAAGACAGGCAGAUGUGGACCACUUUGCCUUCUUGACCUGGACUGAGCUAAACCACAUCUGGCAUGAUUACUAUGGCGGUAUUUGGAGCAAGGGCAGUCCUUCUAAACCUGAGGUCCACUUUCCAGAGAGCAGGCUCACUUCCCAGGAUCAGACUCAUCCAGCACUCAAGGACUUGUCUAGUAAAGAGAGGGCAGAUUUUAUCAAAGGUACCCAAGGUUACACUGCUAUGUUGGGGUGCAGUCUGUGCAUCAUCCUCUGCAGCCAGAUGCCAGGAAGCCACUCUUCCAUCCCAAACCACUCAGAGGAAGGCUUUAGCGAAAGUCCAAGUGCACAAACUUGUGUUUUUCCUCCGCCUCAGCCUCCGUGCCUUGGUACUGCUCCUCAAAUUUGGCCCCCUUCUCCUCCUCUUCCCCUUAACUUUGGUGUCCACUCGCUGGGCCUCAUGCUGGCUGGACGCUCUGCUGUGGGUGAUUGAAUCUUCUGGUCCCACUUAUAUUAAGCUGGGGCAGUGGGCCAGCACCAGGCGGGACAUCUUCCCUCAGGAGUUUUGUGACCGCUUCUCCAGGCUCCACAUUAAGGUGCGCCCUCACUCUUGGGCUCACACCAAGCAGUGUCUCAGGAGGGCCUUCGGGGAGGGCUGGAGGAGGAUGUUUGUGUUUGAAAGCAAAGAGCCGGUGGGGUCAGGAUGUGUGGCCCAGGUGUACCGUGGCUGGGCCAAGGCGGACCGGGUGGAGGAUCCAGCCUUCCAGUCGCUGGUGGAGGAGAUGGAGAGAGAAGACCUGCUGGAAGCGUGGGAGAUACCUGGUCUAGGAGGAGUGGCAAGAUCUCUUUGGAAGUUCUUGAGGGGGAAUAAGGAGGGGGAGGGCUAUGAGGAGAGGGGUGACCCAGUGGGGCAUGAGGAGAGCAGCACAGAAAAGGACCGUCUGAUACCUGUCGCUAUCAAGGUGGUCCAUCCAGGUGUCAGGAGGCAGGUGGAAAUAGACCUGCUGCUGAUGAAAACAGGCAGUUGGCUCCUGCACUGCCUGCCUGGACUCAAAUGGCUCAGCCUGUGUGAGAUAGUAGAGGAGUUUGAGAAGCUCAUGACCAAACAGAUUGAUCUCCGUUUUGAGGCCAAGAACAUUGAGCGUUUUCGGGAUAAUUUCCGUGAUGUGGAAUAUGUCAAAUUCCCAACUCCAUUACGACCAUUUGUCACCAGGACUAUAUUAGUGGAAACAUUUGAAGAGAGUGAGCCCAUUUCAAACUACCUGAGCGCUGAGAUUCCUCAGGAGGUGAAGCAGAGAAUAGCCAGGAUGGGAGUAGACACCCUGCUGAAAAUGGUUUUUGUGGAUAACUUUGUCCAUGGGGACCUCCAUCCUGGUAACAUCUUGGUCCAGUAUCAAGGGCCUUUUGCUGGUUCCAGUGACAGUGCUGGUAUCACAGGGGAGGCCCAGGGCAAAACAACCCUCACUGACCUGUGGGACACUGUUGUGGUCAGUGUCAGACCAGACCCAUAUCCUCUCCAGCUGGUGUUGCUGGACGCUGGCAUCGUAGCCCAACUCAGCAACCACGACCUCGCAAACUUCAAGGCUGUCUUUACAGCUGUGGUGCUUCGUCAGGGUGAGAGGGUGGCAGAGUUGAUCCUGCAUCAUGCUCGGGCCAACGAGUGCCAGGACGUGCCACAGUUCAAGAAGGAGAUGUCCCAGCUGGUGGACGAUGCCCUCAGCAACACCCUCUCUCUGGGAAAGAUCCAAGUAGCUGACUUGCUCUCCAGAGUUUUUAGUCUACUCAUCAAACACAAGGUGAAGCUGGAGAGUAAUUUCGCAUCCAUAGUGUUUGCCAUCAUGGUGCUGGAAGGCCUGGGUAGAUCUUUGGAUCCCAACUUGGACAUCCUGGAGCUGGCCAAACCCAUGCUGCUCAAAAACUGUGCCUCACUGCUCUGAUACACACAUGCCAUGUACACAUACACACAGCUGAAGCACAAUAGAUAAAACACACAUAGGUACAAAGCCCUGCAUACUGUAUACAUACACACAAAUGUUACAUACAGUAUAUGUGUAUAUCCUCCCAAUAUCAUGGUGAUGGUGUGUCUUCAAGCUUGUAAUGCUCACUACAUUUCAACAGUGUUGAUGCCAUAAAUACCUCCAUUGAGUUUUACAUUGGUGGGUACUUUCAUCUCUGUUACUCUUAUAAUUUACAGUCUGGUCAGAAUACGAAUAUUUCACCCACUUGCAUCAACUACGGGGCACCUCUAGCUGAGCCUAAUGAACGAGAGCAGAUCCACGUUACAUGAGGCACCAUUUGAGUGCUAAUGGAUGAGUCAGCAAACACAGAUGGCAUCAGAGACCAUUUGUAGUAAGACAAGAUGUAAAACAAAAUACUGCCAACAUCCCUAUUUGAUGUUUUAAAGCAUAUUUUCACUUUUUAAUGGCUAAUAUUGAUCUCAGGGUGUCUUAUCACUCAAUCUCCAAUAGCAUCUUAGGUAAUGUUUUUUUAAUGGGCCAUAUUUGCAUUAGUGUGAAUCACAACGUACUGUAAAAUUUGUUCUUACAAAUUACAUUGACAAUGUGAAGCCUUUGGCUAAUUGUACUCACAACUGACAUCUUGGUUGUUUUAACUUUCCAUUAAGUUGGUGGGAACACUUGUAUGAAUUAUACAUAUAAAUAAAAAGAAAUCCAUGCUAA
Molecule: messenger RNA, 2962 nt
Organism: Scomber scombrus (Atlantic mackerel)
Lineage: Eukaryota; Metazoa; Chordata; Actinopteri; Scombriformes; Scombridae
Gene: adck2
Product: aarF domain containing kinase 2
Exons: 8
Coding region: 365-2221 (618 amino acids)
Cellular component (GO): mitochondrion
Source: RefSeq, a predicted model, not a curated record